ACGCCAGUCUGUGUUUUCUAUUGGUUUCUCUUAAAGUACCGCACUUAUUCUAUUUAUAUCAAUUUUGAUGCACUUGAACAGCUUUCUUUUCGCAUUUCACGCUCCAGCAUUUCAUGCACCAGGACAUGGGUAGGUUGGUUUAUACAUUUUAAAUCACCUAAAACCCAUUUAUUCCUAUUUUACGAAAAGCAGGUUCAUUUCUUAAGUGGUUCGACGUUGUGUGCUAAAGCAGAUAACUCGGAUCCAGACGUGGACAUCCUUCGCACCGACGACCCUACAUUUAAUGACCGCGAUCAACAGCCUUCACUCACCCAGGCUACUUCUAUUCCUAUCACGGAGAAUGACACUUCAGUUAAAGUCAAUGGUGAAACUGAUGCAGUCUCGGAAGCCAUCGAAAAGCGGAAGCAACCCCUCAUGGAAUUGGCCUACUCGGAAGAAAGUUAUGUACGCAGAUUGCGUGUGGUCUAUGAGCUCUACAUCUUUGAGGAGCUUGCUAGUAAACUACCUCCAGGAGGUCCAACGGUACCUGACGAUCUCGUGGCUCGAUGGCGUAUUCUUUGGGGCAAUUGGGUCCAACUACUGGAGUGGCAUACAGGCUUCUACGAGAAGCUACGCACCUUGUUAGAGGAUGAUCCAGACCGCAUUCCGAAGCUCUUCAUUGAUUCGCGAGCUCGUCUCCGUUCCAUCUACUCGAAAUACUGCGAGAACCAAAUUAAGGCUGCUCACAUUGCGGAGCAGCACAAAGAAUUUUUCGAUGAGUGGCGUGUGCACGUGGGGGACAAGGAGGAUGUGGUCUCAUUGCUGAUGCAGCCAGUGCAACGUAUCAUGCGAUACCAGUUGCCCAUCUCAGAGAUUGUCAAGUGGACUGAGCGAGCAAAGUUAUCUUCUCUGGUCCUCUGGCAGAAGGCCCUGGAUAUUAUGAAAGAGAUUCCGAAGGAUACACAACUCAUUCUUGAGGUAGAUCUCUUUUUAGUGAGAUUCAGUUUCUUACCUUCUGACCGUCAGUGGUUACGGGCCUAUUGUUCAUAUGCUCCCAAAAUUACAGGACUCUCGGGGAAAAUGAACUCAAAUAUGGGCGACUUUAUGCAACUUGGGGCGAGAGGGAGGCGAUUGGAGGGGGACUGCCUAACGGGGGUUGGUUGGGUUAAACGAGCGCAUUUAUGGCGAUGCAAGAGGCUGGUAUUUAGUGGCUAUUGA
Messenger RNA from Hydatigera taeniaeformis, 1197 nucleotides. The record is from the annotation of a GenBank genome assembly. Lineage: Eukaryota; Metazoa; Platyhelminthes; Cestoda; Cyclophyllidea; Taeniidae.